Papilio machaon (common yellow swallowtail) is the source of this 2259-nucleotide messenger RNA. Its product is annotated as sphingomyelin phosphodiesterase 1. The record is from RefSeq and is a predicted model, not a curated record. Gene Ontology annotation, biological process: sphingomyelin catabolic process; ceramide biosynthetic process. The transcript is spliced from 11 exons. Lineage: Eukaryota; Metazoa; Arthropoda; Insecta; Lepidoptera; Papilionidae. Bases 254 to 2221 code for a protein of 655 amino acids. Gene Ontology annotation, molecular function: acid sphingomyelin phosphodiesterase activity. Gene Ontology annotation, cellular component: lysosome.
UCACGUGUUCACCAUUGUGUUUUCUCUCUUGAGCGUAGUUUAAUCAUUAGUAUUAAGAUAAACUGAUAAAUCGAUAGCGGGUUACUCAAGUACAUUUCAAUGUAACAUUAGCUGUUGACAACAGAUAUAGAUUAAAUGCGGGCAAUAUAUAUUAGGAAUGUUUAACAAAUCCCAAGUACAUUUUAAUACUUGAACACCAACAUACUAUAAAGUAAUUUGAUUCAAGUCGGUUAUAUGCCGACGUAUUGCAAAGAUGAAAGUGUUUUUUAUAUUCUUUCUAAUAUUCAACACAUGUUUCGCUGAUUUUAUAACGCCAGACGUAGUUGAAACUGUGAUCGGGAAAUAUAUGAAAAAUGAAUUAUUAUCGAGCGCCGAACAAAAAUUGCAGGAAGAUGUUUUUGAAAUUCUGAAAAGAACUCAACAUGUGACUACACAUGAGUAUCGCUCAGAUGUGCGAAUGAGUCUGGACUGCUUGGUAUGCCGCAGUGCAUUCUCAGCUCUGUUCGAACUGAUACGAGCGGGCGCAUCAGAUGACGAUUUAAUCCGUCCCCUCUCUAAUAUAUGUGUCCUCCUCGGCAUAGAGAGCUACAAUGUCUGCAGCGGAGCCAUUUCUUUGAAUCUGAACAUCAUUACCUACAUCAUCAGAAAUACUCCAGAGGCGACGCCGCGUAACUUCUGCGGCCUUGUCUUGCAAAGGUCCGAUAACCCCAACUUUUGUUCGUACAACGACUCGCGCUUCGAGUGGCAAGUCGAACUGCCUCAGAGAAUACAGUCAGCUAACAUACCUACCCCAGUUAUUGAUCAGAGUCCUCUAACGGUGGCAAUCUUAACAGACGCACACAUAGACCCAUUGUACGAGGCCUUCGGUGUCGCGCAGUGCGAUGAACCGACAUGUUGUAGGAAAGGACAAAACCUUAGACCAUCUUCAGAAAUUGUUACAGAUGGUUCCGAAGUAGAAAACAGUGUGAUUAGACACGGUGAUAAUGUUCUACUUAAUUUGGGAGAUGUACCGAAGAUAAAAGAAAUUCGUAUGAGAAAUUCAAUGAAAGCUCAGACGAGAUAUGUUGAACCGGCCGGCUACUGGGGUGAUUAUAGAAACUGUGAUACUCCGAGAUGGGCGUUCGAUGAUCUUAUAGAAAGGAUGGCCUCUACCCAUAAAUUCGAUGUAGUGUAUUACAUAGGAGACACAAUCGACCACGGUAUUUGGGAAACGUCCUAUGAAUUGAUCGAUGAAAUCCAUCAAUAUCUUAUAAGUAAAAUGCGAACAACUUUCGGUGAAGAUGUAUUAAUAAUACCAGCUAUUGGCAACCACGAAUCGCAGCCAACGAAUCAGUUCGCUCCGAUGUCAGUAACCGAACCAAAACUGAACACAACUUGGUUAUACGAAGGAUUAAUAAAAAAGUGGGAUCCUUAUCUAACAGAGGAGGCGAAGGCAUCGCUGAGAGUCCGCGGAGGUUUCUCAAGAUUGGUGCGGCCGGGGCUCAGAGCUAUCUCAAUUAAUACCAACGUCGCUUACAAAUAUAACUGGUGGUUAGUGUACGACCCGUUGGAGAUGAAGCGUCACUUAGAGUGGCUGGUCCAGGAGCUGCACAGAGCGGAGCUGGCGGGAGAGAAGGUGCACAUCUUGAGUCACAUCCCGCCCGGAGUACAUGAUUUAGCUCAUGUUUGGACUAGAGAAUACAACAGAAUCGUUAAUAGAUUUUCAUCCACGAUUGCUGCGGAGUUCAAUGGACAUAUACACUCUGAUGAGUUCAAGAUAUUCUACAGCUCGGUGGAGCCCAAGUUGCCGAUCAACGUGGCGUGGGGAGUUGGCGGCGCCACCGCUUACACUAACUACAAUUUGAAUUAUAAAAUAGCCACAUUCAACCCGCCAACAUACGCACCACAAAGUAUCAAAACUUUCAUAUAUAACCUAACAGAAGCGAACUUAACGCCGAAUCGUCGCCCGCAUUGGUUCCAACUAUAUGAUAUGAAGAAUAGCUUUGGUGUUAAGGACUUAAGUGCUCAGUCUAUGGACGAUUUGCUCCAACGUAUGGUGACCACGGAGAGGAAUCUGUUAGAUUUAUACGUAGCUUAUGUACCAAAAUUAAGCGAUACAAGAUGGCCUUAUUGCAAUAAUAAUUGCAAGUUAGACAAUGUAUGUAGGAUCGUCACGACUGUUCUAUGGCAAAGGGAGAAAUGCGAUGAACUACAGUUUUUGUAUUCAAACACAAACACAUGAUUAAUUUGUUUUAUUUAGAAACAAUAAAUAACAAUUAA